GGUCUUCUCUUGCCUUCCAGUUUCUCCUGAACUCCUGCAGGCACUGUUCUUCAGGAGUCCUUCCCAAUGAGAGGAUCCGCAACAUCGGGAUCUCGGCCCACAUCGACUCGGGGAAGACGACGUUAACGGAGCGAAUCCUCUUCUAUACGGGCAGGAUAGCGCAAAUGCACGAGGUGAAAGGUAAGGAUGGAGUUGGAGCUGUCAUGGAUUCAAUGGAGCUAGAGCGACAGCGUGGAAUCACAAUUCAGUCUGCAGCAACAUACACCAUGUGGAAGGACACCAACAUCAACAUCAUAGACACACCAGGACAUGUGGAUUUCACAAUUGAAGUGGAGAGAUCUUUGAGAGUUCUUGAUGGAGCUAUUCUGGUUCUCUGUGCUGUUGGAGGAGUUCAGUGCCAGACAAUAACUGUGAACAGGCAAAUGAAACGUUACAGUGUGCCAUUUUUAACAUUCAUCAAUAAACUGGACAGACAGGGCUCUAGUCCAGCCAGAGCAGUACAACAAUUGAGAUCCAAGUUAAAACACAAUGCAGCUUUUGUUCAGAUUCCAAUUGGGCUGGAGGGAAACUUUAAAGGAGUUAUAGAUCUUAUUGAAGAAAAAGCUAUAUAUUUUGAUGGUGCACUUGGCCAGACUCUCCGGUAUGAUGAAAUUCCAGCUGAGUUUAGAGCUGAAGUUGCAGAGAGACGUCGGGAGUUGAUCGAAUGCGUUGCUAACUCAGAUGAUCAGCUUGGGGAGCUGUUUUUGGCAGAAAAGAUUCCUACAGCUGCUGAGUUAAAGCUUGCAAUCAGAAGAGCAACACUGAAGAAGUCCUUUACCCCAGUACUUGUGGGAAGUGCGUUAAAAAACAAAGGAGUACAGCCCUUGCUGGAUGCUGUCCUGGAAUACCUUCCCAAUCCUUCAGAGGUUGAGAACUAUGCUAUUCUUAACCAGGGGGAUUCUGAGGACAAAACCAAGUUCCUAUUGAACUCCACUAGAGAUGAUUCCCAACCUUUUAUCGGCCUUGCUUUUAAACUGGAGGCUGGCCGUUUUGGGCAGUUAACCUAUAUUCGAGUUUAUCAAGGGAUGCUGAAAAAAUCUGAUUACAUCUAUAACACCAGGACUGGGAAGAGAGUGCGUGUGCAAAGACUUGUCCGUAUGCAUUCAGACAACAUGGAGGAUGUAAGUGAAGUUUAUGCAGGAGACAUAUGUGCAUUGUUUGGAAUUGAUUGUGCUAGUGGGGAUACGUUCACGGAUAAAACUAGUACGGACAUUUCCAUGGAAUCAAUUCACAUCCCUGAUCCUGUCAUUUCAGUAGCUAUGAAGCCUUCCAACAAGAAUGACUUUGAUAAAUUUUCAAAAGGCCUGAACCGGUUUACAAGGGAAGAUCCCACUUUUAGAAUCCAUUUUGAUGAUGAGAGCAAAGAGACCAUUGUUUCUGGAAUGGGGGAACUGCACUUGGAAAUCUAUGCCCAGCGAAUGGAAAGGGAGUAUGGUUGCCCUUGCACCAUGGGAAAGCCAAAAGUUGCCUUUAGGGAGAACAUCUCCGCACCUGUACCGUUUGAAUAUACGCACAAGAAACAGACGGGCGGAGCAGGCCAGUACGGCAAAGUUAUAGGUGUUCUUGAGCCCCUGGAUCCGGAGGACUACACAAAAUUAGAGUUUGAAGACAGAACCGUUGGCACAAAUAUCCCAAAACAAUUCGUGCCCGCUGUUGAAAAGGGAUUCCGAGAAGCCUGUGAAAAAGGUCUAGUGUCAGGGCACAAGAUAUCUGGAGUCCGGUUCAUCCUAGAUGAUGGUGCGCAUCACAUGGUGGACUCCAAUGAAAUCUCUUUCAUCAGGGCAGGAGAAGGAGCCCUUAAGCAAGCUAUGGAAAACGCCACUGUGCGAAUACUUGAACCCAUUAUGGCAGUGGAGGUGAUGGCACCCACUGAAUUCCAGGGAGCAGUCAUAGCGGGAAUUAAUCGCCGCCACGGAGUGAUCACGGGACAAGAUGGCACAGAGGGUUACUUUACUCUCUAUGCUGAGGUGCCACUGAACGAUAUGUUUGGAUACGCCACUGAACUGAGGUCCUGCACAGAGGGAAAGGGUGAAUAUACAAUGGAAUACUGUAAGUAUCAACCGUGUUUGCCCAGCACUCAAGAAGAAAUAAUUAACAAAUACCUCGAAGCAACAGGGCGACUUCCUGCAAAAAAGGGCAAAGCCAAGAGCUGACUUUUUUUCCUCUCUUGAGUACAUCGAACGGCUUUUCACAAUCUUCUCUAAAAACUCAGUUGCCCAAGCGAUAGCGAUCCAGGCUGCAUAAGUGCAGGCUGCAGUGGGACUUGGGCUUGUAAUUUCCUCACACUACCCUUCCUUUGUGGUAUUCUCAGAAGGCUCCAGGAGAUUACAACGGAAUUGUUCACAUGUAAAUGCUACUCAUGAACAAAAUAGAUAAAUGUUAUAACCCUGACAAUAAUUUGUCUUGAAAUUUGUCUUAAUCCACUUGUAUUAAAAUAAUUUUAUUUUUUUACUUGAUACAUCAUUAUUUUGUAACUAGGCUAGUUGCUGUUUCUUUGCUUUUGAAAGUUUGAAAAUCUUAGUUUAGGAGACUAAAUCUUCACUGCUGGACAGGCAGGAGGGCGAAUCAUCAUCCGAUGCUGAGCGGUUUCCACACGCGUGCCCCCAGCACAGACCCUGUGGCUCCCUCACUUGCAGCGGGCAGUCUGAAGAACCAGUGCCAGUUUUCCUUCCCUGUCCUAGGAGCCUCCGCAGUCAGAACAAACCGGGCAGAGUCGCCUGUCGGCGCAGCUUGCUUGUCACCACACCUGCUUAUGCUGGUGCUAUAAGGCCUUUGAAAUAGAGCCGAUAAUAAUAGACGUAGAAAUUAACUCUUUCCAAAGCUAUGAACAGCAUGGAUUUAUUUUAGGGGCUUGCUUUCUUGGCUCUUUGUUAGAAAACCAAACAAAAGAUUCCUUUUCC
Egretta garzetta (little egret) is the source of this 2939-nucleotide messenger RNA. It is a transcript of the gene GFM1, whose product is annotated as G elongation factor mitochondrial 1. The coding region runs from base 165 to 2192 and encodes 675 amino acids. The transcript is spliced from 17 exons. The record is from RefSeq and is a predicted model, not a curated record. Gene Ontology annotation, molecular function: translation elongation factor activity; GTP binding; GTPase activity. Gene Ontology annotation, cellular component: mitochondrion. NCBI's taxonomy places the organism in Eukaryota, Metazoa, Chordata, Aves, Pelecaniformes, Ardeidae. Gene Ontology annotation, biological process: mitochondrial translational elongation.